Molecule: messenger RNA, 1029 nt
Organism: Fonsecaea nubica
Lineage: Eukaryota; Fungi; Ascomycota; Eurotiomycetes; Chaetothyriales; Herpotrichiellaceae
Exons: 5
Coding region: 1-1029 (342 amino acids)
Molecular function (GO): hydrolase activity
Source: RefSeq, a predicted model, not a curated record
AUGGGCGAGUUCUUGUCCAAUGACGAUAAGUCGUUGAGGUCUGAUCUCUCACUUGACCUAGCUGCCUUCCACAAGGGAGCGACCACUACGGCUACGAGACAGCUCAAUAGCCAGCUGAUUGAGCUGGGACUGAGGGAUACAAAGUGGUGGAAGUGUGGAGCCCCGGAAUACCGCCAGCGUCGAGCCCAGGGGGCAACACCCUUCCCUCGACCUCUGCUCUUGGGAGAAGCAGAGGAGAUCAGUAUUGAUUCGAAUCAUGGGCCAGCCAUAAAAUGUCGUCUGCUUCAACCCCCUGGCGCAAAACCAAUUGGAGUCUUUUAUCACAUCCAUGGUGGUGGCUAUGUCCUCGGCUCUGCGGAUAGUCAAGAUCUUCUCCUGGCUGAGAUUUCUCGGUCUGCUCGGUUGGUUGUGGUCUCGGUUGAAUACCGCCUUGCACCAGAAAACCCUUAUCCAGCUGCAUUGGAAGAUUGCUGCACCGUCGCCGACUGGCUUGAACAGCACGCACAAGAAAAGUGGGACUGUGACUUGAAUUUCAUCGGCGGCGAGUCUGCCGGUGCUACGCUUUCUGCUCUUGUUGUCCUUCAUUUGCAACAACGAGGACUGCUAUCUCGUAUCAGAGGGGUCGUUCUCAGCUACGGUAACUUUGAUCUUUCAGCUCUACCCUCUCUACGGGGGUCAGAGCGAUCAGAGACUCCCGUUUUGAACUACGAGGACGCCGAGCAAUUUCUCGACGCAUACCUGCCUGGUCGCACACCUGACCAGAGAAAAGCCGCCACCAUCUCACCGGCGUACAACAAGCUCAGCGACUUGGUUCCGGCGUUGUUUUUGGUUGGCACCGAGGAUGGCUUGGUAGAUGAUAGCAUCUUGAUGGCGUCGCGGUGGCAGUUGGCAGGAAAUGAAGCUAUUCUGAAAUUCGUACCGGGUGCCUGCCAUGGUUUCAUGACAUUCAAUGGCCAUGUUGUCGAGGUAACACGUCGGGGCUGGGAUAUCCUGCUUCAGUUUCUUCAGGCGAAACUUAUGGCACCAUGA